Owenia fusiformis is the source of this 859-nucleotide messenger RNA. The record is from the annotation of a GenBank genome assembly. Lineage: Eukaryota; Metazoa; Annelida; Polychaeta; Sabellida; Oweniidae.
CCUGUCCCUCCCCCUGUCCCUCCCCCUGUCCCUCCCCCUGUCCCUCCCCCUGUCCCUCCCCCCGUUCCUUCCCUAUCCCUUCCCCUAACCCUCCCCCUGUUCCUCCCCUCCUUAUGGGAGAGGGGGGACAGGGAGGGUCAGGGGAAGGGACAGGGGGGGACAGGGAGGGUCAGGGGAAGGGACAGGGGGGGACAGGGAGAAGGACAGGGGGAAGGGACAGGGGGAGGAAUUUUCCCUGCCAUGGGAAGAAGGCGUCUUACAGGGUUUGGGUCAUUGGCUACAGGAGUAAUUUUGGAGAGUUGUCUAUAUAGGUCACAUGUUUCCAUGGACAACUCUCCCAAACCACCCCUUUACCCAAUUUGACUCUCCCUGUAAACCACCCUUUCCCCAUGGACAAAGUUUUCCCAUGGACACCCAAACAGCCAGACACGGGAACACGAGCAAUGACUAGAUCCAAGUCAAGUUCCAGAACACCUCAUUAAACAAUCAUUGGUGUUCUGAGCUAUGAAUAGACCCCAGUCAAACUCCAGAACACCUCAUAAAACAAUCAUUGGUGUUCAGAGUGUCCCCAUCACCCUCCCCAGUGGACACCCAAAUCCCAGACACGAGCAGUAUCAGGUCAAAAGACAAGGUUGGUUUUACCCAGCCACUGUCAGUGAUCCGACAUAUCAACCAUGUCUAAGCUCUGCCCAGCCUGACACAAGCUCUGACUAGACCCUAGUCGAGCUCCAGAACACCUCAUAAAACAAUCAUUGGUAUACUGAGUUGUAGGCUUAACAUAGGACUGUUUCGAGACAAGGUAAAUUCAAAAUUCAGAAGUAAUGGUUUUAACUUUUUAACUUUGGGAUAUGUUUUUCAG